AUGCCGACCGAAGGCGUCUACAUACGUCCAUCCGGGCAGAAGACCUUCAUCCCGUUGGAAAACAACCCGGAAGUAUUCACAUCGCUCGUGCACGACCUCGGAGUAUCACCCGACCUCGGAUUCUACGAUGUCUACAGCCUCGACGAUGCCGAUCUUCUUUCGUUGGUGCCACGUCCAGUUCUAGCCCUGAUAUUCAUCACUCCUGCGCAGAUGUAUUUUGCCGUUCGCGAGGAAGACAAGACUGUCGUGUCACCUACACAGUUGACCUACGAUAGAAGUGGUGGUGACGAACCUAUCAUCUGGUUUCAGCAAACAAUCGGCCAUUCAUGCGGCCUUAUGGCGUUGUUGCAUUCCGUGGCCAACGGCGAGGCGAGGGAGUUUGUCCAGAAGGGGUCCUUCUUAGAUGGCCUGCUGAACGAAGCCACGCCGCUCAAGCCCGUCGAGAGGGCAGCCUUGCUGUACAACAAUGAAGAGCUUGAGAAGAAACACAUGAAGGCUGCCAGAACUGGGAGUUCUCAUCCACCUGGGGCAAACGAAGACAACCAUUUCCAUUUCAUCUCCUUCGUCAAGGGAAAGGAUGGUCAUUUGUGGGAGCUGGAGGGCGCCACGGACGGCCCCGUAGACCGAGGACUGAUGCGGGAAGGCGAUGAUGUGCUGAGUGAAGGGGCUCUGGGCCAAGCGAUACGCAAGUUCUUGGUAGCUGGAAAUGGGAAUCCGAACUUUAGCAUUGUAGCAUUGGCCAAGAAGCCUGCUGACUUAUGGGCGCGACACAUCGCGGCACCAGCGUCGGAGUUUGCCAUCGCAAUGGAUAGCUCCCAGGCGCCGCUGAUUUCGAACAAUCGCCACGAUGACGAUGCGCCGUACGAUGCCGUUGACGACGAGCCUAGAUCCAGAGCUUCCCCAGCGAAGGCGAUCGACGGCCAUCCUGGCUUGUUUGUUUUGAUUUUGACCUUUGCUGCGGGCAUAAGCGGGCUCUUAUUUGGAUAUGAUACCGGUGUCAUAUCUGCCACGCUCGUCUCGAUCGGAAAGGCGCUGUCGGACCGAGAUCUCACUUCGAUGGACAAGUCGAUCAUCACGUCGUCAACCUCUUUGUUUGCGCUUCUCAUAUCGCCGUUCUCUUCUAUCAUUGCCGACCGGCUAGGCCGCAAACGAGUCAUUCUAUACGCUGAUGUUCUGUUCAUCGUUGGAGCAGUUCUGCAGGCCGCCAGCUCUACUGUGUCGGUCAUGGUAGUCGGUCGCUGCAUUAUCGGCGCUGCGGUGGGAGCAGCAAGUUUCGUGGUGCCUCUGUACAUCGCUGAGAUCGCGCCCUCGUCAUACAGAGGCCGUCUGGUGACUAUCAAUGUGCUCUUCAUUACGCUCGGGCAGAUGGCGGCGUACAUCAUUGGCUGGGCGCUGUCUACAUAUGCGUCGAAAGAGACUGGGUGGCGAUGGAUGGUGGGAUUGGGGGCGCUACCGGCGGGCUUGCAGGGUGCUCUUGUCGCCUUCAUGCCAGAGACACCGCGCUGGCUGGUAAAGGCCGGGAGAUCUGAUGACGCCAAACGUGUUAUUCAAAAGGUCAAUGGUGUACAAGGACGAUUCGAUGGCACUGUAGAUGCUAUCAUCAAGGAGAUUGAGAUUGAGGUCCGCGAAGAGGAAGAGGCACGGCAUCUUCAAGACCGCCAGGCAUCGGGCCCUUGGAAAGGACUCAGUGCAUGGCACGAGCUCUUGGGUGAGGGCAAGCAUCGCCGCGCACUAGCUAUUGCGUGUCUCUUACAGGGACUGCAGCAGCUGUGUGGUUUUAACUCGCUCAUGUAUUUCUCGGCCACUAUAUUCUCCAUCAUGGGGUUUGAGAGUCCUACAUUGACAUCUCUCAUCGUUGCCAUUACGAACUUUGUCUUUACGCUUGUUGCGCUGGGCCUCAUCGACCGUAUCGGCCGCCGACGGAUCUUGUUAUACUCGAUACCUUUUAUGGCUUUGGGCCUGCUAUUAGCCGCAGCCGGUUUCUCAUAUCUAUCCCUGGAACCGUCACCGGCCGCUCGAGAUGAGGAUGCCACGGCGCCAGCAGGCGAAGGUGAGACCAGGUCGGCCGUCGUCGUCCUCGUUAGCAUUAUGAUUUACGUGGCAUCAUAUGCUCUGGGCCUAGGCAACGUGCCAUGGAUGCAGAGCGAGCUGUUUCCUUUGUCCGUACGUUCAGUGGGCAGCGGAGUUGCGACGGCAACCAACUGGGCAGCAAACUUUGCUGUUGGCUUGACAUUUUUGCCGCUGAUGGAUGCACUGAGUCCAUCGUGGACGUUUGUCCUUUAUGCGGCGGUCUGUGCCGUUGGGUAUGGCCUUGUUUGGCGGAUAUAUCCCGAGACGGCGGGCUUGAGUCUGGAGGAGGCCACAGCGUUGCUAGACAACGGAUGGGGCGUGCGACGAUGA
Trichoderma aggressivum f. europaeum is the source of this 2400-nucleotide messenger RNA. RefSeq lists its product as uncharacterized. Lineage: Eukaryota; Fungi; Ascomycota; Sordariomycetes; Hypocreales; Hypocreaceae. Gene Ontology annotation, biological process: ubiquitin-dependent protein catabolic process; myo-inositol import across plasma membrane. Gene Ontology annotation, cellular component: membrane. Gene Ontology annotation, molecular function: myo-inositol:proton symporter activity; cysteine-type deubiquitinase activity. The coding region runs from base 1 to 2400 and encodes 799 amino acids. The record is from RefSeq and is a predicted model, not a curated record. The transcript is spliced from 4 exons.